Ipomoea nil (Japanese morning glory) is the source of this 769-nucleotide messenger RNA. Its product is annotated as cytochrome c oxidase subunit 6b-3-like. The record is from RefSeq and is a predicted model, not a curated record. The transcript has 5 exons. Gene Ontology annotation, cellular component: respiratory chain complex IV; mitochondrion. Lineage: Eukaryota; Viridiplantae; Streptophyta; Magnoliopsida; Solanales; Convolvulaceae. The coding region runs from base 120 to 467 and encodes 115 amino acids.
CUCUAUUCUCUAAGCUUCUUGGAUCUUUCCUCGACUCACCGCACACCCACCACUCAAUUUCUCGUCAUAUAUCACUUUUUCCCUCUCUCGACGCCCGCAGUUCGCAGCUGACUGAAUCAAUGGCUGCCGUCGAUACUAAAAUCUACCCUUCCCUCUCCGAUCAAUAUUUACUGAAAGAGAAAGACGACAAAUUAAAUGUGGCCAUCGAGCCAGCAGGAGAUUUAAAGACCCGUAUUGUUGAGAUUAAGCUUGAGACAGCUCCUGCGGAUUUCCGGUUCCCUACUACCAACCAGACUAGGCAUUGCUUUACCCGAUAUGUUGAAUAUCACCGGUGCAUAGCUGCAAAGGGUGACGGUGCACCUGAGUGUGACAAGUUUGCAAAGUAUUAUCGCUCCCUUUGCCCAGGCGAAUGGAUAGAUAAAUGGAACGAGCAAAGGGAGAAUGGCUGCUUUCCAGGUCCCUUGUAAGUGCCUCUCGGUCACUACCAUCGCCUUUGAAUUCAUUACAUGCAAUUGGAAUCCGGUUCAAACACAAUGAGAAUAAGUUUUGACUUAAUUGCUGAACAAGCUCAAAUCAAUAACGAGUAUGCUGCUCCAACGGCUCAUAAACCCAAUUUAUUGCUGAAGAGUUAAUUUCAGUUUUUGCUCUUUUUUUUUUUUUUUUUUUUUUUUGUAACUCAUAAAUUAGUCUUUAGCACCAGUUAAGAAACUUUUAAUGUCAGUUCAGAUUUUCAUACAUACAGUGGUUAAUAAGGCUCUGAUUUAUCUUA